Messenger RNA from Micropterus salmoides (largemouth bass), 2962 nucleotides. It is a transcript of the gene triqk, whose product is annotated as triple QxxK/R motif containing. The coding region runs from base 176 to 430 and encodes 84 amino acids. The transcript has 4 exons. The record is from RefSeq and is a predicted model, not a curated record. Gene Ontology annotation, cellular component: endoplasmic reticulum membrane. NCBI's taxonomy places the organism in Eukaryota, Metazoa, Chordata, Actinopteri, Centrarchiformes, Centrarchidae.
AUGGAGGAAGUGGUGUGUUGGCAUUCCUGCGAAAUUUGGAUCAAAGUACCAUAAAACCGUCAAGUCUUCAGACCUCGCGUGUCCACAUACAGCAGCCAGGCAUUUCGUAAUGCAGAAACACCUCUACUAAGCGACAUAUUCUCUCGAUAAACAAGAACAGUGCUGAAGAAGGAGAAUGGGGAAGAAGGAUGCCAGUGCGACCAGAUUACCAGUUGAUCAGUACCGAAAGCAGAUUGGUAAGCAGGAUUACAAAAAGACAAAGUCUGUCUUAAAGGCCACACGGCUGAAAGCUGAAGCAAAGAAGAAUUCCUCAGGAUUCAGGGACGCAUUCCUGGUCAUUGCAGCAAUCCUGUUGUUUGUCUUCUGUGUCUACGCCUUCUUCUACCUCAACCUGAGCACCGAGAUUAACCUGGAUGUGGAUGUGGAUUAAUAAGAGGUGGCCAUUGUGCAGACGACUUUAUUGUUUUCCCACACCAGGACGAAAGAAGGAUGAAGAAGGAACACAUUCAGUCCUAAUGGCCACAAUGGUGACCUAAUGGCCUGUGUUUAGUUUGGGAAUAAUCGACACAGUCUGUCAGCCUUUUUACACAUUUUUGGUGACACGGUGACAAUGACAAGCCUCUUCAGGAGAAAUGACACAAUGCAUCAAAUAACUCAAGUUUCAGGCCACUAUUGAAAUUAGUUUUCUAUCUAGACACAAAAUUUUUUCUUUCCUUUUUAUUUUCUGCAUUUGUAAGGUGAUGUUGUGUCAAAAUGUAAUCAAUGACUCUUAUGAUAACGUGUUUCUGCAUCCAUAAAUGUUAAUUUCUUCUUGAGCCCAGAUCUGAGUAUAGAUUCCCCUUUCCCCGAGAAAGUCAGUGACCUCUUGGAUAACAUUCUGUUGCAAAAUCUACAUUCAGCAAAGGAGAUGAUCCUUCUUCUUUACACAAGUCUUCCAAACUAUAGUCGAGACCAAGCUCUGUUAAUCAGAUUCUGUGGAGUCACAUCCCACUGUUGUCUCCAAAAAUGUAAAUCUCCAGCUGAACCUCUCGUCAUAUGGAGACAAACACUUGCCUCAGAUUCCAGUGCACAAACCUCCCCUCCUGGAUAUCUGGAGAUCACAAAGUGUGAGAUUAGAAUCCACAAAGCCCUCGUCCUGAUUGAACAUGUGUACAGAAUACAGAAUAACACAUUGUACCUGCAGCACAUACAUGCAGCACGGACAUCCACAGGAUUAGCAUUACAAAUAACAACCUACUCUUUCAUUUGAAUUGAAAUUACAGAGAUGAAUGGUUACUGAAUAGAAGUGAGUCUACAUGUUUCUUAUAUGGAACACCUUGAUCAUUUCCCUUGUCAGAUGUAUUUAUUGUUGUGAUGCGUCUCUAUAGAAAGGAAUAUGAAGGUUUGUCAAAGCCUCUUUAUCCCACGGAUCUCACUUAACUCUUUGUGCACUAGUACUGCAAGGCUUAACCUUUUCGGUCCCUGUGCUUCCACUGUUUGCUAACAAAGAAGAAAGAAUCUCUCAAACGAGUGCAGAGUUUGGGGGCUUUGUGUUUUUUGUUUGAAAUUGCACAUUUAUUUUCAUAUUAUCACGUUCUAUUCCAUGUUUUUCUCAGCUAGCUAACUAGCAAAAGCAAUACUGUUGUCUAAAAGGCAAUUGAUGCAUUGUUUUGGAUGUGACUCUAUUAUUAGUGCACUGCAUAAAAGGCCAAGACCAAAUACACAAGAGGCCUUGUGACGUCUUUCAUUCCUAACAAGUUUUUUUCCCACCACUGAGUCGCUUUAAAAACAAGUCUCAUGUCUGUGCCUGACUGUGUUCUGUGUAUUGGCUGACAUGAUUCUCGAAAUGUGAGACCGAUUUUGAGGUUUUCUCCCAUGACCUCCCGACCUCUAGUAAAAGACUAAAUGUCCAAGAAACCAUUAUGAUAAGUGUGCACCCGUACCGUCACCCAGUGGUUUUUAUCUGGCCUUGGUACAUCCAGAACCCUUCCUCCACCACUAUGAGUCACUCAUGUGUAACAAUAGAUAGCCCGACCUAAUAGACCUUCAUAUGUGACACCUGUUAUCUAAAAGGUCAUCAUUACCAACUACUGACAUUAGCACAAUGGAAAGAAUCUGGCUGCACAACCUAUUUAUUUACACCCAUGUUUGGCAGGAUGACAUGCAAGCUAUUUUUCACAAUAAUGUAAUGUAAUGGUUAGUGCGAUUAUUCAAUCGGCUCAUAUGGUAUAUAAAUAUUUUACGGUUUGCUUUGUCAUCAUGAUUCCAUUAUAUUAUGACUUAUUUGUUGUGUGUUUUUUGUUUCAUUGCUUUUAAAAUCAAAUGCAUGAAUCUCUUUGUAAGGAAAUACAAAUAAUGCAUAAUGUGAAAAAAGAUUAAAGGACCUUCUCAGUUUUCAGUAAAUGUAUUUGAAUGUUAUCAGGUUAGUGUGAACCAAGAUAUGCAUCAGCUUCUGGCUACAUGACCUUAGAGAAAAUUAGCAUAUUGUAUACAUUUCUGGAAUUUCCACUUUAAAAACUGAACCCUUUAGCUAAUGGCUCUGGUGCAGAGAAAGUGUCAUGAACGUCAACAGCCGGCAGUGACUCUGACUUUUUUUUUUCAAAUGCUUGAACAUAUCUAAGCCCAUUUGUCUUUGUGGUGUAUUCAAUUGAACAUAAGGUUGAAAAGGAUUUGCAAAUGAAUGUAUUCUGGUUUUAUUUUACAUUUUACACAACGUCCCAACUUCAUUGGAAUUGGGGUUGUAUGUUGCAACGGUAUUUCUGUAAUUGUAACAAUAUAAAGUAAGGGUUGCAUUUAAACAGUGUAGCAGCUGAUUAGGCAUUUAAUUUGGAUACUUUACAUAACACCUUGAUAUUAUCUUAACUACCUGUAAUGUUUUAUGUUUCUUUAUCCCUGAAGGUUUAUAUUUAGUUGUUAAAUGCACAUGCAGCCAUUACUUUGAGUCUUAAAAGUUAAUAAAUAAAAAAAUCCUAGUGUCAAUUUA